UCCAUGUCAAUUAGAGUUGAGUUGUGACCGUGAGUACUGCUAUGCUAUAGCUGGAAUGCUGCAGACCAGGUAGGUCUAUAAGUCCACGAGGUGUAUUUGCCGUUGGAUUAACCUUUGGAGCCCGAGAUCAGAGGCAUUUCUUCAUCGUUCUUCCCAAAUCCCAAUCAAAAUCUGCCACAGAGCAAGUUGAAGCUCAAGCUCAGAGAUCGGUGGAGGAGGCGAAUAAAACGAGCUUUUGAGGUCAGAAUGCGCCCAACUUGCAUAUUAAGUUCUAACUUCUAACCCCGAUGGAGGCUAGAAUGGAGCAAAUAGACUGAAUUAUGGAAUUUCUUCUCUGUUUUUAAAAAUUAUAGUUAUUGAAGGGAAAUAUCUAUUUUUUAUUUUUGUGAGGUAGCCUGGUAGGCUGGUAAGAACAUGAUGGAGAAGACAUCUCAUGAUGCAUUUGGUUUAAUAGAAAGUGACAAAAAUAUAUAUGAUGAAGCUUUUGAUGAACAUGAGAAGAAUGAAAAAGAACUUUUGGAGAUCUGUGACUCACAAAAUGUUGCAAGCAGUAACAUGGUAUUGACUGAACCAUCUGUGGAAGGGUUAACUGUUAGUGAGGAUCCUUUAGAACCGUAUACUGGAAUGACAUUCAAAUCAGUGGAUGAUGCAAGGGACUUCUAUUAUGCAUAUGCUAAGAGGACAGGUUUCACAAUACGUACAAAUCGGAUUCGACAUUCACAGAAAAACAGGGAAGUUAUAGCACGUGAUUAUGUUUGCUCAAGGGAAGGUUUUCGUGCAGCAAAGCAUACACUAAGAAAAGAUAGGGUUCUUCCUCCGAGGCCAAUCACAAGAGAAGGAUGCAAAGCCAUGAUAAGGGUGGCUUUGAGAGAUGAAGGUAAAUGGGUAGUCACAAAGUUUGUCGGUGAGCACAAUCACAAGCUAAUCAUUCAGAGUAAAGUUUCAGAGGAUCGACCAGCUAUGAAUACACUUAGUGAGGAUGAGAAGGAUAAGAAGAUACAGGACCUAUCCAAUGAGCUGCAGCAUGAGAGACAACGAUCUGCAUACAUUCAAGAGCAACUACAUAUGAUUUUGAAAUAUCUUGAGGAGCAUGCAGAAUACAUAUCAAUAAGAGUUGAGGACAUUGUUAACAAUAUGAAAGAAAUUGAGUAUUCUGGCAAGAGCUUUUAAACCACACAUAAAGAUUUACUACAGCCAUUUCCAUCUGCUGCACAGGUUAGCUAUGCAGGUUCUUGACCCUUCAAAUUGGAUUCAUGCAAAUUCAGUGGGUAGAUUGCAUCUUGAGAACUGGCUUUGCAGUCAAGCUGGGAAAGCUUUACAAAUGUCCUUUGGUGUUGAUGAUGAUAGUAUUUGUGGAAAUCUACAGGCAGGGAUUUGCACUGUCCAUGUAGAAAUACCCAUACAUGAAGACUGCAGGGAAUGACUACUUGAUGGACCUCAAUUUGGGUGAUCUCGAGUAUAACUUGUCCAUAUUACCACUGACUCAGUUACAUGUUAUUUAGGUGUUGUAAUUGGACCACCACCCAAAGGAAUGCUAUAGGUUGGAUAUUGUGCUAAGUUCAUCUGCUCAAUUUCAACCAGAGGAUACUCUUCUAGGUGAGGACAACCCAAUUGUAGAGAAUAGUUAUUCUUGUGUGAUUAUGUUUUUAUUCCAUUAAUCAGAGGUAAUUAUGUCUUUCCAUAUUGUAUUAUAAACACACAUGUAUACAAUAUAAGGAGCUACGUUCUACAUCUAAUGGCAAAAUAUACUGGUUUUUU
Molecule: messenger RNA, 1758 nt
Organism: Nelumbo nucifera (sacred lotus)
Lineage: Eukaryota; Viridiplantae; Streptophyta; Magnoliopsida; Proteales; Nelumbonaceae
Product: protein FAR1-RELATED SEQUENCE 5-like
Source: RefSeq, a predicted model, not a curated record